AUGUCUACUUUGUUAACAACCCCAACUGUACCCCUAGGGUACCCGCCGCAACAUUAUGACACAAAUUUCGGGUCUGAAUGCAUUGAUAUGCUUGCUAAAGACGACAAUGAUAACAAUAAAGCGUCCGAAUCGCCUAUAAUAAACUGUAUGAUAGCUGGAGGUUUAGGAGGUAUGGUUGGUGAUACAUCCAUGCACUCACUAGAUACCGUCAAAACCAGACAGCAGGGGUUCAUGCAGAAUUUAAAGUAUAAGAAUAUGAUUCCGGCCUUCACGACGAUUCUAAAAGAAGAAGGAUUUUUUAGAGGCCUUUAUGGUGGAUACUCUCCUGCAAUUUUGGGGUCCUUACCUUCAACUGCUGCAUUUUUCGGGAUGUACGAGUACUCCAAGCGGACCCUCAUCAAGGACUUGCGCAUGAAUGAAACUUUGGCGUACUUUUUGGCAGGCAUACUUGGAGAUUUAGCUUCGAGCGUAUUUUAUGUGCCAUCAGAGGUGUUGAAAACCAGACUUCAAUUGCAAGGCCGGUACAAUAACCCGUAUACAAAGGGAAGCGGCUACAACUACAAGGGUCUUGUGGAUGCCGUGAAAACCAUCCAUCGAGUAGAAGGAUCUCGUACGUUUGUUUUUGGGUAUAAGGAAACUCUUUUCAGAGAUUUGCCAUUCAGUGCCUUGCAAUUUGCAUUCUACGAGAGAUUUCGGCAGUUGGCCAUUUUUUACAACGACAGUGAAGAUUUGUCGAUUGGUGCUGAAUUGUUAAGUGGUGCAUCAGCUGGUGGUCUUGCUGGUGUGCUCACCACCCCAUUAGACGUGAUAAAAACUCGAAUACAAACGGCUACCGAAGCGUCGACUUCAGCUGUGCAAAUGUCAACCAUCAAAGCAUUGCGUUCAAUCUACCACACUGAAGGGGUUCUUGGGAUGUUCUAUGGAGUGGGUCCAAGAUUCAUCUGGACGGGUAUCCAAAGUUCGAUCAUGCUUUUAUUGUAUCAGGUAUCGUUAAAGAAGAUCGAUUCCAUGUUGGUGAGCAAGGGGGCUUUAGAAUAA
Yamadazyma tenuis ATCC 10573 is the source of this 1038-nucleotide messenger RNA. RefSeq lists its product as uncharacterized. NCBI's taxonomy places the organism in Eukaryota, Fungi, Ascomycota, Pichiomycetes, Serinales, Debaryomycetaceae. Gene Ontology annotation, biological process: magnesium ion export from mitochondrion. The record is from RefSeq and is a predicted model, not a curated record. Gene Ontology annotation, molecular function: magnesium ion transmembrane transporter activity.